AUGGGGUUUUCGGAGAACCCUAAGUUUUUUUUGUUGGUAAAAAAGGUUUUAAAAAAGUGGAAAUUUAUAGGAACCACCGUAUCCGUUGUAGGGUUCGCUUACCUCUGCGUGUUCAACAAAUUUAGCAAAAAGGCCGACCUAGACGCGCUGAUUUUUUCACAAUUCCCAGGAAAUUCCAACUUAGACAAAACUCAUGAGGACUUUCUAAACGAAACGAGAAGAUAUUUUUCGAACAACGGGUUCAAGGAAGAUAUAAUUGACUUAAUAAAUGAGUACAUCAGAGGUAUAUCGCCGUUUGUUCAAACGGUGAAGCACAGGAUUAUCGCAAAGGGUGGCGUAAAGGGCGACAUACUGGUCAGCACAGUUCCGUGCAAAUUUUGUAACAACAUGGAAAAUAUAAUUGUUGUGAUCAAUUUCGAUUACAAGGAAAGGAAAAAUUUUCAUUCCAUUUCAGUUGGUUUAACGUUAAUAAAUUAUUUUCAAAGCUGCAAUUAUAUGAGUAAGGAUAUUAUAUUUUUGUUCACCAACAAGGAAUGGCUAUAUUCUUUAGGGGUGCAGAAAUUUGUGGGAGAUUUUUUGUAUAGUAAUGACGUAAGGAAUGGCAGGAAGGCCCUCACCAGAUCGGCCAUCAUAAUAGAAUUUGAUUCUGUGUACCCUUCCCAUAUACACAUAAAUUAUGAAGGCCUAAAUGGGUUGCUGCCUAACCUGGACUUUAUCUUGCUGCUGACCAAUGAGCUCAACUACUACAACAUUCCUGUGAAAGUGGAAUCUGCUCACCAUGCGAUUUUUGACAUGGCGUUGGAGAGGGGCUACGAGAAGGGGCACGUGUAUUUCUUGAGGGAAAACAUUGCAGCCUUCACCGCCGCAGGCGUGAGUAAGAUCCCGUUGAAGAAUAAAAUGCUAAAUUUGUUCAACUUCACUAAAGCGAUGGAAAGUUUUAUAAGGAGCCAAAGCAAUACCCCAGAAGGAUUCUGUCACUCGUCCAACUUUUACUUUUUUGAUACCAUCAAAAGGAGGGUUCCCAUCAGUGUGUACUGCUACAGUGUGUACUUAAUAUGUGGGUACGCCAUUUUGAAGUUACUAAAAGGUUCCAUUCUACGCAGCUACACAAAUCUUUUGGUGGGUCUGUACGGGUAUGUAAAAACCAUUUUUAUAAUUUCCUUUCCUAUAUAUUUAUUUUCCACGAAUGAUAAAAUUUACGAGGUGCUGAGUUUGAAAAAGAAGCUCCCACUGUGUACAGAAUGGCACCCAGAUCGUUACGAACAUUACGUGGAGAUAGCUAAUUACUGGUGGGAAAUUCUCGUUUUGUCAAUCAUAGUGGCCCUUGUUUUUAAUUACGUAAUUUCCUGCAUGGUUAAAAAAAUUAGUAAAGUGAAUAAAUAUGAGAAGGUUCGUAAAAUUGAGAAAAUUGUCCUUUUAUACAAGGUGAAAAAGUUGAAUAAUAAAAUAAACAGUACAAUUGGGAUAAGCCAUUUUUAUGCCAAAUUGGAUAAUGAGGAAGUUUUAGCUAGCUGGGGCGAUUUUUCUAAAUUGACUAAACCGAAAAUUGUGCAUAGUGAUGAUGAGGAGUUUCUUCGCGGGAAGGAAAACAGAGCGCUGGUUAAGAAGCUACAAGACGAAUUGGAUGAGGUGGAGAAGACGUUACAACUACUCGGUAGCGGAAAUGUUUUGUACAUUUUUAAUAGCUCUGUCGCGCCGUAUUCUUCCAUAAUGAAUUGCAUGAACUGUUUUUAUUUCAUUUUUGUUGUUCUCCUGUCGUCGCUGUACAACUGGUCCUACUCAGCCCUCUUCAGCGUGCUCUUCGUGAUACCCGUGUGUAUCCUCCAUAACGCAAAGACAAGUCGGAAGAGUGUGAUUCACAAGGGCAUCAUUUUGGCUUUCAUUGUGCUAGGACUAGCGCUGGUGUAUCCCUACGAGGGCUUCAUUCUGAGCGCAAGACACAAAGUGAUGAGGCACCUAAUAAACGGAUUUGCAAAGUGCCAGAAAUAUUUGGCAAAAUCAAAAUUAGCGGACACUAAAUACUUUCCAGACUUUUUGGAAUUCCUGUGCUCGAACAAAAUUUUCGAACCUCUACAUGUAAAUAAAUAUUAUUUAAAGAAUCAGGACAUCAAAUUUAAUUACAGCAAUAAUAUUAAGAACGAAGUUUUACUAAAUCUGUAUAGCAUGGCUAGAAACCAUUACUGUGUUGGUUCGCAAGUGUAUCCCCUUACCAUGCGUGUGUAUGGUGCUUUUUGUAAUUGCUGUGUGGAUCAACUUUAG
Messenger RNA from Plasmodium fragile, 2259 nucleotides. RefSeq lists its product as uncharacterized. Lineage: Eukaryota; Apicomplexa; Aconoidasida; Haemosporida; Plasmodiidae. Gene Ontology annotation, biological process: attachment of GPI anchor to protein. The transcript is spliced from 6 exons. Bases 1 to 2259 code for a protein of 752 amino acids. Gene Ontology annotation, cellular component: membrane; GPI-anchor transamidase complex. The record is from RefSeq and is a predicted model, not a curated record.